CAAGACGCGUAAUUCAAUCGCAACAAGCUGAAAUGUUUAAAGGAACAGAAGCGUUGGCAAAUUUGUACAAAGAAAUCGAGGCCGCUAAGAAUGUUCUGAAACAAUUACGCAUGCAUGGACGAAACCAAGAGUUAGAGGGAGACGACGAUACAUCAUGCCAAGACGUAGAAGAUGAUGCUCAAGGAAAUGCAAGUUGUGAAAUUCAGCGAAAUGUGGCAGCUGAAAAAAAUUUGGGUGACUGGGCAUCCAUGGCGUUUUCAUUGGCCAAAGAGAUUUUAAUGGAGUACGAUGGAAAUACACCAGUGCGAAAUUGGAUUGCUCAGUUUGACAAUAUUACACAAUUGCACAAGUUGAACGACAUGCAGCGACAAUUAUUAUGUAUUGCAAAGCUUAAAGGAAAAGCGUUGCAGUGGCUGCAUGCAGAUCCGGUACGUGUGGUGAAGCCUAUAAACCAAGUUUUGGAUCAACUGAAGGAGGCGUUUGGUGGAAAACUUCCGAAAAUUGAGCUACGUCGGAAAUUUGCUGGACGAAUGUGGAUAUCGGACGAAAAUUUCAGCGUAUACUUUGAGGACAAGUGCAUGUUGGCUCGAGAUUUGGAUAUGGACGACGAUGAGUUAUUAGAUGGCAUUAUCGAGGGAAUACCACAUGAAAAUCUACGCAUCCAGGCAAAAUUACAGUGCUUUGAUAAUCCGGCGAAGAUGCGGCGAGCAUUUGCAGAUGUUGCCUUACCUAGGCAGAGUGGUUUCCUGAUGAAGUCGGAAGCAGCGAAGGGCAGAGAUAUAAAAGAAAAUUCUCGUUGCUUCAAUUGCAACUCCAAGGGACAUUGGGCACGAGAUUGCAGUAAGCCAAAGAGGAAGCCGGGAUCUUGCUACGGAUGUGGUGACGAAGGGCAUUUAAUGGCGCAGUGCCCGAAGAGGAAGGUGAAGACGGAGGACAGCGGCGUAAACAAUUUUAAUGCCUCAUAGACUCGGGCAGCCCUGUUUCGUUUAUUAAACAAAAAUGUAUUCUAACAAAUAUUAAAUUACACACACAUGAAGUGUUAUAUUUUGGAUUAAAUGAAAGCCAAUUAAAUGUAUUCGGAAAAAUAUUUUGUCACAUUUUCAAGAACAGUAAUAAAAUUAAUUUUGAUUUAAAA
Molecule: messenger RNA, 1135 nt
Organism: Drosophila ficusphila
Lineage: Eukaryota; Metazoa; Arthropoda; Insecta; Diptera; Drosophilidae
Exons: 2
Coding region: 33-965 (310 amino acids)
Biological process (GO): positive regulation of cytoplasmic translation
Cellular component (GO): cytoplasm
Molecular function (GO): single-stranded RNA binding; zinc ion binding; translation regulator activity
Source: RefSeq, a predicted model, not a curated record